ACUCAAACAACAGGCCUAAAAAUUGCAAAUUAUGCAAUGACCAUAGACGGGAAUAUAAGUACCAACUGGGCACGAGGAAGGCGGUUGUAUGAGGGCGGGUCCCUGGAUGACAGCAACGUUGGCUCCGAAACAUCUUUGGAACAGUCGUUUGUGGUUCACAAAGACUCUCCAGGCCUAGAGAAUAAACUACAAGCACUUAUCGAGUCUCAAGAUAACAGCGAUCAACUUCACCAAGAACUCAAAGAGUUGGCAAUGGAGUGGUUUUGGAACGGAUAUUAUAAAGGAUUCUCCCACAACAAAGAGGCUACACAAUCUACUGAUUUGAAUAAAUAAGAAAUAUACAUAUAUCAACUCAACUAUGAAACCAAUCAGGUGGCAGCCCAUAAGUCUCUCAAGCCCAUGACAGACGUUAUGGUACCGGCCAAACCCACGUCACCUUCGGUGAAGUGCAAGUAGUCCAACGAGUUUAAAGCAAUAAACGUAUCCAACAAAUCCCAGAUCAACUUUCUCUUGGCUUUGAACAAUUUGGACUUGACAUCUUUGACAUCAAUCUUCUCGUCACUGUCGCUGGCUUUCAAUUUGAUGGUGUUAAUCUGGUACGAUCUCAAGGAAUUUAUCACUCCCGCCACAAGUCCCAACAACCAGAACCGUGAAGCCCAGGUACUGGCCUUCGACCAUCUCUUGCUAUCCACCAAUCCCAACAUCUUCACGAAGAUGAACCCGUCGAUUGUCAAAUAACCGGCGUAGCCCAAAUUUCUGAUGACGGUAGUCUGUUGCAAAACCGGGUCCAUCAACUUAUUGUCAAAAGCCUUGGACGCAGCUUCGAAAUGGUGCAAUGGUUUCAAGAACCGCAUUCCCUUUCUAAGAAACGUGACUUGGGCCUUCAAGGUCUUGAAUGUGUCAACCACCUGUUUGGAGUAUCCGGUUCUGUACAAGUAGUAGGAUAAGAAUCUAGAUAAAUAUGCCACCAAUCUAAAGGACUUUUCUCUUUUUGGGGUGGUGUCCAAGAACCGCAACAACUUGGCAUAGGUAGGGUGAUAUAUAAGGGCGUCAGCAACCAUUUUCUAUGAGGAUCUAUUGAGUAGUCCAAUCAAAACCAAUUAAUGUUAAAGGUUUAAAAACAGCUGAACGUGAAUUUCGAUGAUGGGAAACCAGCUCCUUUUUAAACGUCGUUUGCUUGUGAGUGCUACAGGAAACUUUGGGGUAAAAG
Messenger RNA from Yamadazyma tenuis ATCC 10573, 1210 nucleotides. The record is from RefSeq and is a predicted model, not a curated record. NCBI's taxonomy places the organism in Eukaryota, Fungi, Ascomycota, Pichiomycetes, Serinales, Debaryomycetaceae.